Rubroshorea leprosula is the source of this 1134-nucleotide messenger RNA. The record is from the annotation of a GenBank genome assembly. Lineage: Eukaryota; Viridiplantae; Streptophyta; Magnoliopsida; Malvales; Dipterocarpaceae.
ACCAGGAGGGCUACUCCACCUAUUGCCAAUUGGUUUUAGGUUGGAUGCAAGUCUUGUGUUGAGCCCACAUGCACGAUUUUCACAGAGUUCAUGGACACUUGGAGCUAGGGGAUCAUUGUGCUGAGCAGAUUGAGCAAUUAGAUCCCUCUCACUUGAGUGAACUGUCAAAGGCAGGUCCUGAACCAAUGAAAGCCUCUGAUCUUGCAGAGAUAAAGAAAAAGAAGUUGUCUAGUCACAAUCUUCUGAGAAUUAAGGGUAUGUUCCGUGAGUAUCGAGCAGGUGAUAGAUCUCACCUUGAGAGUGAUAAAAUCUAUGCGUUGCUAAGAUGUUUGAAGGAACAAAUGAAAGAAUUUGGUUAUAUUCCAGAGACAAGAUUUGUACUGCAUCAUAUAGACCAGGAAGGAAAGGAAGAAGCUUUUCUUGGUCAUAGUGAAAGGCUUGCUGUUGUUCAUGGUCUCAUGACUACUGCAGCUCGCUCACCUAUUCGAGUAACCAAGAAUCUUCGUUUCUGUGGUGAUUGCAAUACUUCAAUGAAGAUCAUUUUAAAGAUUGUUGACAGACAGCUCAUAAUGCGAGAUGCUAAGAGGUUCCAUCAUUUCCAGGAUGGUCUGUGCUCUUGCAAGGAUUAUUGGAUUUUAUGUGGUAAUGAAAACCUUCUUCAUGCAAAAGUACAAGAUGAUGGAGAAAAGGCAGGUGUUCCUGAGGAGCUACCAGUUGUGCAGAAAGGGAAGCACGGUGGAAAGGAUGAAGGGAUCGUUGGUGAGGGUGAAGAGGGUGAUAUGGUUGAUGCUCGGAUCGGGUUGGUCCGGUCCAGGCUGUCUAAUUAUAUACAAAAUCACAUUGUAGAGGGUAUAGUUUAGUGGUAAAAGUGUGAUUCGUUCUAUUACUCCCCUUGAUAGUUAAGGGGUCCUUCGAUUUUAUUCUUAAUUUCGAUCAAAACUUUAUUUCUUUUAAAAGGAUUAAAUCCUUUACCUCUCAAUGAAAGAUUGAAGGAAUAAUAUAAUUCUCGUCAUUUGUAUCCAAGGGUCAAUUAUAAAUUGAAAAAUUGGAUUAUGGAAUUUCAAAACAUAAUUAAUUUUGAAUUGGAUGAAGCCUUCCAAGUCAAUAAGUAUUAAAUAAAGGAUCUAUGGAGAA